UGUAAAGAAAGAAGGAAAGUUAGUUAAAAUCCCUCCUUGUACAAAUAGUUGCCUUGUUCCUCCCCAGCUGAUAAUUUGAAAAUUUCUUUGUAUAUUGACAAUGUCCACAACAAGUGCUCUUGUGUUCAAAGUAGAAAGAUGCCAACCAGAACUAAUUGUUCCAGCAAAACCAACACCCAAAGAGUGGAAACAACUUUCUAAUAUUGAUGACCAAGGAGGCUUUAGAUUUCAAGUUCCAAUGAUUCAAUUUUACCCACAUAAUCCAAGCAUGGAAGGGAAAGAUCCAGUGAAGGUGAUAAAAGAGGCAAUUGCAAAGACAUUGAUUUUCUACUAUCCUUUUGCAGGCAGAGUUAGAGAAGGGUUUGGUAAGAAGCUGUCUGUAGAAUGCACAGGUGAAGGAAUCUUGUUCAUUGAGGCAAAUGCAGAUGUGAGUCUAGAUCAGUUUCAGGAUUCUUCUUCUCUUCAACCUCCAUUUUCAUGUAUGGAUCAACUUCUUUAUGAUGUUCCAAACUCUGGUGGGAUUCUUGAUUCUCCAUUAUUGCUCAUCCAGGUGACGAGACUCAAGUGUGGUGGUUUUACCUUUGCUAUUCGUUUUAACCAUACGAUGACAGAUGGCUUUGGUAUAGUUCAAUUUCUAACGGCCAUAGCUGAGAUGGCUCGUGGGGCUGUUGCUCCAUCUGUUCUUCCAGUAUGGCAAAGAACUCUCUUAAAUGCAAGGGACCCUCCGAGAGUCAGUUGUGCCCAUCAGGAAUAUGACCAAGUUAAUGACACCAAAGGCACCAUAGUUCCCCUUGACAACAUGGUUGAACGUUCAUUCUUCUUUGGCCCAACUGAGAUAUCUAUCAUUCGCAAAACUUUACCCACCCACUUCCACAAUUACUCCUCUCCUGAGCUUCUCGCAGUAUUUAUUUGGCGCCUUCGUACCAUUGCCCUUCAACUUAGCCCAGAGGAGGAAGUGCGUUUUCUUUCCCUCGUGAAUUUACGCACCAAGUUCAGCUCUUUGCCAUUAGGAUAUUAUGGCAAUGCAUUUGUUUUCCCCGCAGCACUUACUACUGCAGGUAAGCUUUCCCAGAAUCACUUGGGUUAUGCUAUAGAAUUAGUUGAGAAUACUAAAGCUAAGGUGACAGAGGAGUACAUGAAGUCUAUGGUAGAUCUUAUGGAGGUCCAAGGACGACCCCAUUUUACUGUAGUUGGGUCGUUCCUUGUGGCCGACUUGACAGAAGCUGGGUUUGAGGAUGUGGACUUUGGAUGGGGAAAGGCCAUAUAUGGCGGAUCUGCCUCUGGGAAAGUUGGACUUGUACCUGGUUUGAUAAGCUUUUGUAUACCUUUUAAGACAAGAAAAGGGGAAAAAGGAAUUGUAGUGCCUCUUUGCUUGCCUGCUCCAGCCAUGGAAAGGUUCAUGGAAGAAGUUAAUGCCUUGCUGAAAAUAACAAACCUUUGAAAUUGGAAAACUCCAGGCUGCAUAUCACUCUUCUUAUCUGG
Benincasa hispida (wax gourd) is the source of this 1482-nucleotide messenger RNA. Its product is annotated as benzyl alcohol O-benzoyltransferase-like. Lineage: Eukaryota; Viridiplantae; Streptophyta; Magnoliopsida; Cucurbitales; Cucurbitaceae. The record is from RefSeq and is a predicted model, not a curated record.